AUGACCGACAUGGGUUCUCGUCCGACCCCAAGGACCAUUGAGUCCAUUUGUACAAUUGCUGGCACAAAGAUUCCUAGUGUACCACCUAUUCCACCCGAUUCCGUCCCUAAUCUCGAGUCUAUUCGGAAAGUGUACGACAUUGCCUUUGCUCCUGGUCUUGACAAGCUUCUGGAGGCGGGCCAGUCGAAAUGGUUUGCAAGGGAAGGAUUCCCUCUUCUCUGCGCAGACCGGACCCAGUUGGGCAACAUGUUGGCGUAUUUGACAUUGGUUAGUAACCACGCCGAUACGCCUACUGAAAAUGCGACCCUGGCGAGUCAGGAGGCCCGAGUGACCUGGGCGCUGCUUGAGCUUUGUAUCAGACCGGUGCAUGACAGUGGCGAAGAAGCAGACAGACUCGCCCGCCGAUGCCGAGCCCUGGGUGCGAUCCUGACCGGCGAACCAUUUAGCAUCCCCACCGCAACAAUGGCCGAUUUUGUCCACCAAGAGGAGGUCGAACCAGAGCCGAAAACAAGUGCGCUUGAAAAGCAACUUGCCAGGAGAUCCGAAGAAUUUUGGAAGUUUGUGGAAAGGGCUGCUGCGAGUCAGAGGGCCGAUGGGUCCGGCUUGUCCGCUGCCGCCGUGAGACAAUGCCGACCAUAUCUUGACGGGAUGGAGAAUAGAGAUGUCAUCUACAGUAUGAUGUUGCUGGCAUCUGGGGGCAAUGGCGACCUUACUUCGGAACGAGAACUUGCAAAGAGAUACCUGGAAACUCAGGCGAAUGGACGUGCCACGAAUCAAGUUUUUGCGACUCUUUCUGGCAUGGCGUUGAGGGCGUUUGAGGGAUAA
Fonsecaea multimorphosa CBS 102226 is the source of this 825-nucleotide messenger RNA. RefSeq lists its product as uncharacterized. The transcript has a single exon. Bases 1 to 825 code for a protein of 274 amino acids. Lineage: Eukaryota; Fungi; Ascomycota; Eurotiomycetes; Chaetothyriales; Herpotrichiellaceae. The record is from RefSeq and is a predicted model, not a curated record.